Messenger RNA from Glarea lozoyensis ATCC 20868, 1170 nucleotides. RefSeq lists its product as uncharacterized. The record is from RefSeq and is a predicted model, not a curated record. The transcript has 3 exons. Lineage: Eukaryota; Fungi; Ascomycota; Leotiomycetes; Helotiales; Helotiaceae. The coding region runs from base 1 to 1170 and encodes 389 amino acids.
AUGUCCAUCGACUUCCUUCUCGAAGAUGCCAAAGCUCGUGUUGGCGAACCCAGACCAGUCCCUGAGUUUGGUCUCAGGAUUACACCACUUUCCCGGGAUAAAGUUAAGAAGAUGUCGAAUGACGAACAGGAGACAGAAAAAGUUAAAAGGACAAAUUUUCUUAGUAUCACUCAUGGGAACUCCUUUUAUUUCGAUAUGUUCGCAUACGAACGUUUUCUCGCUGAUCUAAAAGAAGCGGGCAAACUGGUAGAAGUCGCGCAGCUAACAAUCGAGAAGUUCUUGGAAUCUAUGCGAUGGCUCAGGGAGAAAUUUCCAAAUGGUCCGGAUUCUGAGGCCGCGAAGGACCAGCAGAAGCGGAUCGUACGCCAACGUGAUUUUGCUGGGAUGGACGGAAUCUUCCCAAAGCAUCUUGAAGAGUUUAGAAAAACGAGGGUCUGUGAGAGAUUGCUCGACCUUUUUAUGAAACCCGUCGCCAAAGAUGUCAAAGAGAAUAGUAGAAGUACCAAACGUGAACUAAAGGAUGGAGCUAAAAGAAUAAGAAACAUUGUUGCGUUCGGACUCGGGGAAUUUGAACUUCCAGCCAGAAAGAACGCCGACAGCGAUGCUCAAAACACCCUCAUUCAACAUGCUGCUGUUGUAGCCAUUCGUGACGCGCUUGAGGCGCAGCUCGGUCUCCAGAUUCCUGUCUUUCUUCAAGAUCCGGUAUAUGUCCAGGCAGAGGUUGAAUUGGCAAAGCAACACCGCAUGACGAUAGUCAGAUAUGGACCUGGCCACCAAGUCGGAUGGAACAAGAUUAACGAGAACUCUUUGGUCAUUCAUUUUGGUAUCCCUUAUCCGGUAUUUGCUUUCAUCGACGAAUUCGAACAAGUUGGAGCUAUUCUCAGUAGCCCUCAAUACAAAAGGAAGUGGACUCCCUUCCCUGAUGAGGACACGCUUCUAUGGACAAAGUUCCUCAAAUUCACCGACGAAAAGGGAGAAAGGCGCCUCCUAUACUCGGCUAAACAUGAUGAUAACGUUGUGGCUGAUAAAGUUAACGCUGAAUAUGCGAAAUUUCCACUCUGUUUGGAUGAUUUGGAACUCACUGAAAUGGAGGGAAUUGAGAAGAAACCGUCCUCAUCGCACUUGGGUGGUUCGACUGCUCUUUAUUUGCGCAAGAGCACAAACGCCUAG